UGCAGCUGGUAAGAUGGCAAGGAUGAGCCUAAACAUUCAAGGCCGAUAAGCAUAAAUUGUUUCCUUGGAUAGGCAAUUCAAGUUCUAUUUAAUUAACAAAUGCUUCCAGUACUUUAAUGAUCAUGAGUGCUAAGCACAUAUGAGAAUCGAUCUCCAAAGAAAGUCUUAGGCCCGAUAGUUGGCUUGCAAUAGAGGAAAAUGAGCGAAAAUGCGGUUUUUGAGCCAACGGUUAUACAUCGUGGGGGUGUUUUACAGAGGUUUCAUCUCUUUUACAGAAGCACACUCUAUCAAGCCAUUGUUCUGGGCUUUAUCAGUUUCACGCAACCAGGAAUAUGGACAGCACUCAAUUAUCUGGGAGCCGGUGGAUUAGCCUCACCGUUCUUUGUCAAUGCCGCCAAUGUCAUUACAUUUGCAAUCAUGGUCUUCUUCAGUCCAAUUUCUGCUAUCCUGGGCAAUCGCUUAAACAUAAAAUGGAUUCUUGUGUUUGGGACUCUAGGAUUCGCGCCGUAUUCUGCAGCGUUAUAUUGUAACAGUGUCUAUGGGACUGAAUGGUUUCUGCUCUUCGGAGCGGUGACAUGUGGAUUCUCGGCUGCUGCGCUCUGGACAUCCGAGGCAGCCAUUGGAGUAGGAUAUCCCGAACUGAAAAAUCGCGGCUUUUACAUCGCUAUAUGGCUGUCUCUCAAUAAAAUCGGUCAGAUUAUCGCAAAUUCGAUCCAAUUAGGUCUAAAUGCCCAAGCCGACCAGCAGGGCAGCAUCAGUCCGAACACCUAUCUCGUGCUCAUUGCCCUGCAAUGUCUCGGUCUUCCACUUUCACUGACUAUCGCAGAGCCAAAGAAAUUGAUUCGCUCUGAUGGCACAAAACCAUUAAUUGGAAGUCGCAGGACACCCAUCAAGCAAGGCUUUAAGGAUUUCUGGUCCGUUAUCAAGCGCAAGGAGAUUUUCAUGCUGGUUCCCAUAUUCAUUACCGCCCAAUGGGCUCAAACCUAUGAAGGCAAUUAUCUGGUCACCUACUUCAGUGUUCGAGGUAGAGCUCUCGCUGGAUUUAUUGCCUCUAUAGUCUCUUUCGUCGUGGACAUUUUGUUGGGAAUCCUUCUCGAUAACAAAUACCUCCGUCGUUCGGUCACUGCAAAAGCGAGCUGGAUCUUUAUUUUCGUGGCUUACACUGCCACCUGGAUUUACCACUUUAUAUUACAAGCCGAUCUCUCCCGCACAACCCCGUCUUUGGAUAUCAAUAGUCACGGGUUUGGCAGGGCUGCAGGUGUUUACAUCCUAUAUAGGGUCGGAUACGAAUCCACAAAUGUUUGGAUGUACUGGGUACUGGGGACGUUGGACGCAGACAUCAAGACGCUGGCUCUAUCCACUUCGCUACUACGUGCCGGCGAGAGCUUCGGAAGUGCUUUCUCAUACGGAGUAGGAGCCAGUAAGAGCGCAACUCUCAUGACGAACUUGAUCGUCGCUGCUGUGGUGUUUUGGGCCAGUGUCCCGAGCACAACUUUUUCGGCCUGGAAGGUAGAGGAUGUUGAUCAUGAUGCGAGAGACGCAGAGGGAGAGGCAUCUCCUACGGGACCGUCUGUUGAAUCGGUCAAAAUUGGAGUAGAUGCCGAUACCAAAGAAUGCAUAAUACGAUAG
This is a messenger RNA of Xylona heveae TC161, 1629 nucleotides long. RefSeq lists its product as hypothetical. Gene Ontology annotation, molecular function: transmembrane transporter activity. NCBI's taxonomy places the organism in Eukaryota, Fungi, Ascomycota, Xylonomycetes, Xylonales, Xylonaceae. The record is from RefSeq and is a predicted model, not a curated record. Gene Ontology annotation, biological process: transmembrane transport. Bases 199 to 1629 code for a protein of 476 amino acids. The transcript has 5 exons.